UAAAGAACGUAAGAAAACCAGCCGCUCCCCUAGGGUUAAGCCAACAUAGUCCCGUGGCCGGUGACCCUUUCGGACGAGGAAAAAGGCAGCUCGAGUGGACGCGAAGGCAAUUUUGUUUGGGGCGUUUUGUCACUGCUCUCGUUGCGAGGCGUCGACACCCGAAGUGGAACCUUGGAGGAGGAGUUGGCGGAAGGAUACGAGAGCGGAGUGAGUGAGGAGACCUUGAGGGAGAAGCGUGUUGGGAUGUGGAAGUAGUUCCGGCCGUACUUGGUCGCGUCGCCUAAAAAUAGCGCCCUGUGGAUAUCCCUUCGCCGGUGUCAGCCUCAGUUGGGGAGGCGACAGUGGAGGAAGAAGAAGAAGAAGAAGAAAGCGGAGGGAGGGAGGAAGGAAGGAAGGAGGCGGCUGGCGGAUUUUGGAAGCAACACGGUGGAUUGUCUGUGGCUUUAGUCCAGAGAGAAUCGUCUACCAUGCGCUAGGACGCAGAGUUUGUGGAUUAUUUUACUUGAGUGCUACUGGAUUAUAAAGAGGGAAACUGAAAAUGGGGAGGAAGAAAAUACAGAUCACAAGAAUAAUGGAUGAACGAAACAGACAGGUGACCUUUACAAAAAGGAAGUUUGGAUUAAUGAAGAAGGCCUAUGAACUGAGCGUGCUCUGUGACUGUGAAAUAGCACUCAUCAUUUUUAACAGUUCUAACAAACUCUUUCAGUAUGCCAGCACAGAUAUGGACAAAGUUCUUCUCAAAUACACAGAAUACAACGAGCCACACGAAAGCAGAACCAACUCUGAUAUUGUUGAGACAUUAAGAAAGAAAGGCCUUAAUGGUUGUGAGAGCCCUGAUGCUGACGAUUACUUUGAGCACAGUCCGCUGUCGGAGGACAGAUUCAGCAAACUAAAUGAAGAUAGUGAUUUUAUUUUCAAGCGAGGCCCUGCUCUGAACAAGAAGGAAAACAGAGGGUGCGACAGCCCGGACCCUGACACUUCAUAUGUGCUCACGCCACAUACAGAAGAAAAAUAUAAAAAAAUUAAUGAAGAGUUUGAUAAUAUGAUGCGGAAUCAUAAAAUCGCACCUGGGUUGCCACAGCAGAACUUCUCAAUGUCCGUCACUGUUCCCGUGUCCAGCCCCAACACUUUAACCUACAGCAAUCCUGGGAGUUCCCUUGUUUCCCCAGCAUUGGCUGCAAGUUCUGCCUUGACAGACACCACAAUGCUGAGUCCCCCUCAAGCGUCAUUGCAUCGAAACGUCUCCCCUGGAGGUCCUCAGAGGCCACCGAGCACAGGAAGUGCAACUGGCAUGUUAUCCACGGCGGAUCUCUCAGUGCCAAAUGGAGCUGGUUCUAGUCCAGUUGGAAAUGGGUUUGUGAACUCGCGAGCUUCGCCAAGCCUGCUUGGCAGUGCCAGUGGUGGAAAUAGUCUAAGCAAAGUGAUGCCCACAAAAUCUCCGCCUCCCCCUGGCGGGGGCAACCUUGGCAUGAACAAUCGCAAGCCAGACCUCCGUGUUGUCAUCCCUCCCUCUGGCAAAGGCAUGAUGCCUCCCUUGAACACUCAGCGAUUAAGCAGUUCACAGUCGACGCAGCCUCUUGCUACACCAGUAGUGUCGGUGACAACGCCAAGCUUGCCCCCGCAGGGAUUGGUUUAUUCCGCCAUGCCAACAGCAUACAAUACUGAUUACUCCUUGACUAGCGCAGACCUGUCGGCCCUGCAGGGAUUUAACUCCCCGGGAAUGCUGUCAUUAGGACAAGUAUCUGCCUGGCAACAGCAUCAUCUAGGACAGGCGGCCCUCAGCUCUCUUGUGGCCGGAGGCCAGUUAUCUCAGGGUUCCAGUUUAUCCAUUAACACCAACCAAAACAUCAACAUCAAAUCUGAACCAAUUUCGCCUCCCCGAGACCGCGUGACUCCAUCCACGUUCCCGCAGCAGCCGCAGCAGCAGCAACAACAGCCACAGCCGCCGUCACGGCAGGAAAUGGGCCGUUCCCCCAUUGACAGUCUCAGUAGCUCCAGCAGUUCGUAUGACGGCAGUGAUCGGGAGGACCCGAGGAGUGACUUCCAUUCCCCCGUCGGUCUGGGAAGACCCCCAAAUUCAGAAGACAGAGAGAGCCCGACAGUAAAGCGCAUGAGAAUGGACGCCUGGGUGACAUAAGCUCCCCAUUCUCUUCUCCGUUUCUACCUUUGAGUUCUCCCAACGAACAGUCCUGACAUAUCUAAAUUUAUAAAUAGGACACGAAAGAAUAUUUAUAUGUAUAUACAUACAUGCAUAUAUAUAUAUAUAUCUUUGUAUACUUAUAUAUGUGUGAGUGUGUGUAGCAAAGACGGAAAAAAACAAAAAUCAGCAGGCACUUAAUACAAACUCCUUGUGUAGCUGCAGAGGCCCUGUGGUUCUACAAGAAAUACAUAUAUAUAUAUCACUAGCAGAAGAAUCUGCAUAGGUAUUGGUCUUGUCUGGCUUUUACCUGGGACUCGUUCCUUGAGAAUAACGUAACCUGUUUUGCAAAAGAAACAUUGUACCCAUAUUUAAUCCUACAAAAUUAGAGGGCAGAACCGCGAGGGACUCGCCUGUUGUAGUGUUCCGGUGUGUUUUUUUUCAAAUGCUGUACGGUUCCCUGUAGUACGCUUUGUAGCAAGCAGAGUAGUAGGAAAAGAAAGCAAUACUGUACAUAGAAUGACCUUUAUAUUACCCAAUCUAGCAUGGGUCUCUUUUGCAGAGAGUGCACGGAGAAGGGCUGGCGUUAGUUCAAAACAAAACACCCGUUUUUGCACAUGCAAAAAAAAUGUACUGGGAGUCAACAAUGAUUUUUUUUUAAAUGAUGAAAGACAAAGAACUCGCAUGGAAUAUUCAGAAGAUAUUAGCCUAGGAGAUAAACCAUAAAGAAAAUUUUAAUAUAUUAAGUUAUAAUUGGAACACGUUGAAAAAGUUUCCUUUUUUAUGUUCCUCCUACCUUUUUUUAAAGAAAUGUAGAAAACCAAUUUUAGCUCAUGUAUAUUUUUUAUUAAAGAAAACCAUACCCUCCUUGAAGACUAUAUAGAAAGUUAUAUACUGUACUUUUUGAACACAUUCUGCUAUGAAUUAUUUAUAUAAGCCAAAGCUGUAUGGGGUUGCUUUUUUGUAGAGUAUAGUUCUAAUUUUUUUUUUACUUUUUUUGUUUGUUUCAGGAGAGGAAGGAAAAAAAAACUUGCAGGCAGAAGCUUGGGGAAAAAUAAGCCAUGAAUACUUAUUAUUCUAUAUGUAAAUUAAAAGUUGAGCCAAACUUCGUGUAUAUAGCAUCUUAAAUAUAUUAUCACCUUUUGGUGUAAGUACCUAUCUAUGUAUUGUAUGUUCACCAGAUUAAAAAGUAUAUUUUUGUGGAUUGACGCCAACUUGAAAAAAAAAAGGCGAGGUCCUUAUUAAGUAGAGUAUUCACUGUUUAAUAUUUACUAUUUUGUUCCAUAUACUGUACUUCUUUUGGAUUUUAAGUAAUAUUAUCCAGAUUUUUUUCAGAGGGUGUUUUAAAAAGGGGUUGUCCCCUCCCUCACCGGUGGUGAAUGUGUGCUGUUAAAUUGUACUCUUUUUUGUGCUGUAUGGUAAAGCUUCAUUAUACAUUUUAUAAAUAUAUAUAUACAUAUAUGUGUAUAUAUACAUAUAUAAAUAUAUGUAUAUAGAUAGCAAAGUGAUACCCACCCCCUUGUCUUGACACACACACAGAAAUCUGGUGUUGAGUUCCUCCAGCAUAAAUAGAAAAAAGUGUUGUAAUAUGUUCUUUUAAGGCAUUAUAUUAAAAAUUGCCUCUUGGGGGAGGGAAGAAAGCGAUCCUCUGGCUCACAUUGAAGUAAUGGAAAUAUGCAUCAGAGAAGCAGAAAGGGAAUUUUUGGAAGUGGUGUGUGGGUUUUGUGGGCAAAUCAUAUUUAAGAAAAGUUUUGAUUCUCAGUACCAUUAAGAGAUUAUCCUCUCCCCGCCCCCCAAUAGUGGGACAGGUCUGAUCCUGCAACCGCUACUCUUAAGUAGGUUUGAACGCUAUACUUGUAGAAGCCACAAAACUGGAGGACUCUAUAACCAUCUGCAUAUACUUUUAAUAUGUAUGUCUAAUAAGUUCAUGUUAAAGAUUUUUUCGUACAUACAACACAGGUGCUUUCCAAAGCUUUAAUACCUGAAGUGGCCUGACACCUCCAUUUAAUGUUGGAGCAAUAUAGUCAACAGGUUAAUUGAUACAGCCCUGAGACAAGUCUCAAAUAGCUAAACCUUGCAAAAUUGUUGAAAUCUGUAUUGGAACCUGGAUUGCGCUUAUCCCAGGGAGGGGGCACUCUUCAAAUUGAGAGCGAUCCCCAUGCAAAUAUACUUACUUAGAAGCACCUUUCCUGGAAAUCAUAGCUUCCUUGUGUGGGAUAUACACAUGGCCACUGUAGCGCCCUGUUCAAGUUAAUCAGUCUGUGUACAACCUGCUUGUUCAAGUGCAUAUCUGUUUGUAAGAAAGAGCCAAUGUGCGUCCACUUUACAAAUGAAACGGGGGACCAGUACCUGGAUAAGGGUUUAAGUGCAUGUGUUGAAUGUAACAUGAGUCGGUGUGCACAUGAAGAAAAACCAAGUGUACUCUGUACAUGGAUUAUAUGCACAUUCACUAUAAUUUAUGAAUAGGGCUUGUGAUCUGCUUGAAUGUGGCGGGUUAUUCACAAAGGCCACCACGUUUGAGCUUCCCCUUUGAGGGACCAAGAACUUAACUCUGUUCUCUUUAUCAGAAGAGUUUAGAGUUUCCUCAGAAUGAGAGAUCAGUUGUGUUUUCCCAUCCCAAGUCCUGUGAUUUUGUUGACAGAGGUAUGACUUGUUUUUCUGCAGCAACUGGGUUUAAAGAGAACCUAAUUUUUUCCCCUGCAGAAUCUCUAACUCUUGAAACUGAGUGGUGUUAAAGCGGAUGGAAAGAUUUGGAAGUUCAGAUGAAGGAGAAUGGGAUCUCCUUCCAUGUCCCUGUAGGUGUGUGACUAUUUUAAAAUUAGAUAUUCAGCCGUCUUUUAAUGUCAAGGCCAGUCCCUGUAUUGCUCAUCCCACCUUCCCACCUUACGUGAAAAUGGUAUAUGAUGGUGUUUUUUUAAAAAAAAUAAUUGGCUGAGGUUUUUCAACUAAAAAAAAAUGCUGUAAACGUAAAAGUUUUGCGAUGUAUUUUUUUCUUUAUAAUUCCUCAACGGUUCAAGGAACUGAGAAUAGGCACACCUGUUUCUAUCUUGCUGAUGUCGAGCAGUAGAACAUCCUGGGGCUUAUCCUCCCCUCCUCCAAAACCGACCCACCACUUCAUGAAUCCCUCUGAUGCUUCAAAAUGAUGUCAUUUCUCUGUUGUUCUUUAUGCACCCGCGUGAGCUUUUCGCUGUACGUUGGAAUGGGAGUUCUUCAUUUUCACAUUUACUGUCUCAUUUCUUGUGUGCCUUAAGGAGAUGGCUCUGCUGACUGUAUCUCAAUAAGUCUUUAUUCCUAUGCAGGUUUUGUUAGGAGUGACAUCGCCCUUUAAAAAAAAACACAAGACCAAACAUUUAACCUGAAGGCUUGUGCUCGCUUGUGUUUGAAUCAAGCCAGCUCAAUAUUCAGAAGUUCUCAGACUGUUUACUUUCAGCCCGUCUCCCUGUUCCAAGAUCUGGCCCUGUUCAUUGUCUCCUAUGGAAAAACUUCACAUCAUGGGAAUACAAAAAGAGAUUGUAAAAAACACUAAUAAAUGUAAUUCUAUCCGGCAUUCUAGGAAACCUUUACACCUUGAUCCGGUAGAAAAGCAACUUUGCAAUGGCGUUCAGGGUUGCUCGUGCUGGUAUCGCCACAGCUGCACCCUUCAUUUUGGAAAGCAGGCGAGUCAGUGUUUCUCCGCUGCCUGUUUGCGACCCUUUCAUACCAAAUAUUAGCAUUUGCACCCAGGUAAAGCAGACUAAAUGUCCUUUUGAGGGGUGGUAUAUCAGUGGCAUCAGGAGAACAGUUCACUUCUAGCAAUGCAUCUUCUGAGCCCAGGUCUGCACUGAGUGACAGAAGUUUGCACAAUAACUUUGGUAACAGCACCCGUUGAGGGUAUUUGCAACACAUCUAGGGCAGAAUCCAAAGAAUUGUCUACCGCCCUCCCCCCUGCCCCUUGCCUGGCAGGUUUCAGGGUUUCUUUCUUCAAUGAUAGCCCCUUCUCACACGACAAACCACUUUUGGAAUGGAGAAGCAGCAAUAGUCACAGGAGGUGAGGGGCAACUGUUUGAAGAAAUUGAACGGUCCUCUAGGGGCAGGCAUGCCCGAUCCUUUGGCAUACCUCAAGUAGAUCUUUGGCUCCCAGCCUUGGGGUCCCCAUGUUUUAGUAACAUAAUUGAAGCUGAACAAUCAGGGAGCAGAUGGUCUACAGCCUCUGGGUCAGUAUCAUCUUGGGAAGACGGGAAGCUUCAUGCUUGCAAGUGCUCCCAUGUGAAAUCCGGCUAGCACAUGAGGAGGAAGAGAAGCUUUGUGCUGUGUUGCAGCCAACUGUGUUUUAAGAAGCCACAACCUCCCCUCUCUUCCCUAAUGGCUGAGAUGCUAAUUGCCUGUCAGGGAGCUAUGCUACUUCAUAGAAUGAAGCUGUUCGAAAGUGUGUAUUUUUUUUAAACCCGCUCCCCCCAAAACCUUUUGACAACUUAAAAAAAAAAAUCAAUGGUGUAAAUUAAAUCGAUAGCAUGUAAGGUUGCAGUCAGAUCUUUUGCAAAUAAGAGUUGCUGGCAUUGAUUCAAUUGUUGCUUAUUUUAACGUGAGAAAUGCUGACUUGCUGUGAAUAGCGGGUUUUCUUUUCUUAAAGGAAGAGUAACGUCGGGAAUGCUUUAGCCUUUAAUUGUAAAGGACACUAAUGCAUUGGAUGUGUAUACUGUGCGCGCACAAGAAAUAUAUAGUAAAUAAGGAACGUAAUGACUCCUGCCAGAUCAGCCAUGGGAAGAAGUUUGAAAUUUAGAAUGUGAAAGACUUAAAACUUCUUAUUAAAUACUUUCCUCACUUUGCUGUGCGAGAAGAAACACUGCUUUGCUAUAUUUAAAAAAAAAAAGAAAAGCUUUUUUAAAUAUAUAUAUAUAUGUAUUUGGUAAAUGUUUGUAGUCAACAGUUCACAGACGAAGCUGUUCGCGGUUGAAGCCGUCUGGCAGCACAAGCUGGACUUUGUUGCCAUCUUUGAGACGAAUCUUUAAGAAAAAAAAAUAUUAAGUUAAUCUCCCCCCCUGAAUGUGGUGGCUUUUUUUCUUCAUUAUACAAUAAAUAUUCUAGUGAACUUUUUAUCAAAUGGUUAAGAAAAUGCUAGAAGUUGUUGUAAAAUAUUUGUAUCUUGUAUUCACUAAAGUAAAAAAAUACUGGCUUUUAACUGUG
Eublepharis macularius is the source of this 7300-nucleotide messenger RNA. RefSeq names its product myocyte enhancer factor 2A (gene MEF2A). Lineage: Eukaryota; Metazoa; Chordata; Lepidosauria; Squamata; Eublepharidae. The transcript is spliced from 11 exons. Gene Ontology annotation, biological process: cell differentiation; heart development; positive regulation of transcription by RNA polymerase II. Gene Ontology annotation, molecular function: protein dimerization activity; DNA-binding transcription factor activity, RNA polymerase II-specific; histone deacetylase binding. The record is from RefSeq and is a predicted model, not a curated record. The coding region runs from base 539 to 2137 and encodes 532 amino acids.